This is a messenger RNA of Eurytemora carolleeae, 1010 nucleotides long. RefSeq lists its product as uncharacterized. Bases 1 to 975 code for a protein of 324 amino acids. The transcript has 13 exons. The record is from RefSeq and is a predicted model, not a curated record. NCBI's taxonomy places the organism in Eukaryota, Metazoa, Arthropoda, Copepoda, Calanoida, Temoridae.
AUGGGUGCUGUGUUGCAGCAGAGGAUUGACGACGCCUGGGUUCCGUUGUCCUUUUUCUCCAGGAAGCUUUCAGAGACGGAAAAGAAAAACUCCGCCUUCGACACAGAACUUCUGGCUGCCUACCUAUCUAUCAGACGACGAGAUACAAUUACCAUUUGGUAUCCCUGCAGNCAAACUAGAGAUUCUACCAGAUGUUUGUCAGGUAAAAACAAACUAGAGAUUCUACCAGAUGUUUGUCAGGUUCGAGUAGAUUUUGUAGAUACACAACUUCUUACUCCACUAGAUGGUAGUUGUUCAAGACAAGCACUCACUCUCAGUGGAACAAUUUGGCCUCUGGGAGUCAAGCAUUUUUGUGGGAUAAAUAGAGAACAGCAUUUCUAUGUCGAGACUUUAGACGGAUAUCCAUUAAAGUUUAUAGACUUUAAGGUUGAAACUAAAGAAGCAGGAGAGUAUAAAUGGGGACUCUGGAUCACACAGAUAGUUUGUGAUGGGACACGAACAGUUCAGGCCCCAGCUGGAUGUUUCCAGCUGUACAAUGAUAUCUCCGCUGUAAUAAACUCCUUCAACUAUGACGGGGGAGAAUAUCUUAAAGAUCAACAUUACAGAAUGUGUAUAGUGGCAGCACCUGGGGCCUGCAGAAUUAAAUAUAGUGAAGACGGAGCUUUUAUGCUGGAAAAAUGGGGGAACACUCCUCUCAACCCCUUCACAAGUGCAGGACUCUCAUCUCAAUAUUGCGUCAGUGAUUAUCUUCAACUGAACAGGGGAAUAGUUCCUAUAUCUGGAGAUACUCAGGAUAGGUUUUGUGGAGGUCAUCUUAAUAUUGUUCAUGGAGCUGACACGCCAGGAUAUGUGAUCAGCGAGAUCUACAGUAGAAUAGUGUACCUUGAGUUUCAUAGUUCGAGUCCUAAACAUCAAUAUAUACCAGAACAUCAUGGUCCAGGGUUCAAGAUACGAUAUGAUCAAGAGAUUUGCUGAUACAUCAUUAUAUGCAUAUAACAUCUAUAAAAAUA